GGGAUCCCUCGUUUUCUAUUUCUAUGCACACUCAUUCUUCAACCUUCACCUCAUUCAACCCCUUCAUCUUCUUCUUCAUCAUCGUCACCAUGUUGCAGAUUCUUCUCCUCCUUCAAUGAUGGGUCUCUCAGAUCCAGUCCCUAUUGCAAUUGAUAAGCCACUUACAAGGUGCUAUCAGCUUGCUGACCUUGGGGGGAUUUGGUCUGAGUAGGUAAGCUGGUCACAAGUUCACAACAUGCCAUAUUAUAUACAGAGACUUUAUAGGCUAUGCAAGGCAUCCUUUUCACCAGAUGGACCUGUGUCAGAAGAAGCCAUUGAAAAAGUUCGUGAGAAGUUAGAAAGAAUCAAGCCAACUGAUGUAGGUCUUGAACAAGAGGCACAAUUGGUUCGGAAUUGGUCUGGUCCAAUGCUUGAACAUAAUGGGAGCAAUCGAUCCUUGCCGCCUAUCAAAUACUUGCAUUUGCAUGAAUGUGACUCCUUCUCUAUAGGGAUAUUUUGCAUGCCCCCCUCGUCUAUCAUUCCUCUCCAUAAUCAUCCUGGAAUGACUGUGUUGAGCAAGCUCUUAUAUGGUUCAUUAUAUGUUAAAUCCUAUGAUUGGAUUGAUGCACCUGGCUCCACUGAUCCAUCUGAAGCUAGACCUGCAAAGCUUGUCAAAGAUACAGAGAUGACAGCACCGAGUCCCACAACAAUUCUUUAUCCCACAAGUGGAGGGAACAUCCAUUGUUUUCAAGCUAUAACUCCUUGUGCAAUCUUUGACAUAUUGUCUCCACCUUACUCUCCAGAGCAUGGAAGACACUGCACUUACUUCCGGAGAUCACAAAGGACAGAUCUUCCAGAGUUGAAUGGAGUUACGGUUUCUGAAGUGACUUGGUUAGAAGAAUUUCAACCUCCUGAUGACUUUGUGAUCCUGAGAGGGCAGUAUAAGGGUCCAGUUAUUAGAACUUGAAAAUUUUCUUGUUUGCUGUGUUUUACAACAGAAAGAAAUUGGCCUCUUAUCUUUAGGUUACAACGAAGGAAACUGUGGAAUGUGGUUUCAAUAAUUAUAUUCUUUGGCUAUGUAAGUUAGGCAUUUGGGUAUGUACAUAAUAAUGCACUAAUGUAAUCUAUUUACAGACCUCAGCUUAAUCCUAUAGAAUAAUGACGGAAUGUUGAAGUAGAUUUUCCAGAGCUUAUCUUAAAUAACUAU
Messenger RNA from Gastrolobium bilobum, 1186 nucleotides. RefSeq names its product plant cysteine oxidase 4-like. The record is from RefSeq and is a predicted model, not a curated record. The transcript is spliced from 6 exons. The coding region runs from base 236 to 946 and encodes 236 amino acids. NCBI's taxonomy places the organism in Eukaryota, Viridiplantae, Streptophyta, Magnoliopsida, Fabales, Fabaceae. Gene Ontology annotation, molecular function: oxidoreductase activity, acting on single donors with incorporation of molecular oxygen, incorporation of two atoms of oxygen.